Puntigrus tetrazona (Sumatra barb) is the source of this 833-nucleotide messenger RNA. RefSeq names its product peptidylprolyl isomerase Ab (cyclophilin A) (gene ppiab). Gene Ontology annotation, biological process: protein peptidyl-prolyl isomerization; protein folding. Bases 132 to 626 code for a protein of 164 amino acids. Lineage: Eukaryota; Metazoa; Chordata; Actinopteri; Cypriniformes; Cyprinidae. Gene Ontology annotation, cellular component: intracellular membrane-bounded organelle. The record is from RefSeq and is a predicted model, not a curated record. The transcript is spliced from 5 exons. Gene Ontology annotation, molecular function: peptidyl-prolyl cis-trans isomerase activity.
UUGAAAAAAGGGCUGCUGGCUGCUUCUAUAUAUCCGUUUUCGCACACAUCCUACAUCCCGACAAGCUGCGGCAUUUUGUAGGAUUCGCUCGACGACCAGCUUCCGAUACAGAGUGAAUUUUUUUUGCCAUCAUGUCCAAUCCCAGAGUUUAUUUUGACAUCACCAUCGAUGGAGCGAGUGCUGGAAGGAUUGAAAUGGAGCUGAGAGCUGAUGUUGUACCCAAGACUGCCGAGAACUUCCGUGCUUUGUGCACUGGCGAGAAGGGUUUCGGCUACAAGGGCUCUGGCUUUCAUCGCGUCAUCCCCAAAUUCAUGUGCCAGGGAGGCGACUUCACCAACCAUAACGGAACCGGUGGAAAGUCCAUCUAUGGCACCAAGUUUGCAGAUGAGAACUUCACCCUGAAGCAUGGAGGGAAGGGAAUCCUGUCCAUGGCCAACGCUGGGCCCAACACCAACGGCUCCCAGUUCUUCAUCUGCACUGCUGAUACUAAUUGGCUUGAUGGCAAACACGUUGUGUUCGGGAAGGUGGUGAAUGGAUUGAAUGUGGUGGAUGCCAUCGAGGCUAAAGGAAGCAAUAAUGGAAAAUGCUCUGCCAAGAUCGUGAUCGCUGAUUGUGGCCAACUAUAAUUGUUUCUCACUCCCUUUUCCCAUUCCAACCAUGCACAUUCCUUACUAUUUUUUUUUUUUUUUUUUUUUGGUUUUGUUUUUUUUUUAAUUACCAUUGCUAAAUGAGAUGCUUAUUCCUUGUGUCAUGGUCCUGUUUUAUGUAUUCUGACGGUCCCCAGGACACGGUUUGUUAAACAUCGAUUAAAGGUGGAUCACGAUUCCUUUCAA